Molecule: messenger RNA, 4151 nt
Organism: Solenopsis invicta (red fire ant)
Lineage: Eukaryota; Metazoa; Arthropoda; Insecta; Hymenoptera; Formicidae
Gene: eIF2D
Product: eukaryotic translation initiation factor 2D
Exons: 9
Coding region: 152-1888 (578 amino acids)
Biological process (GO): formation of translation preinitiation complex; translational initiation
Molecular function (GO): translation initiation factor activity; RNA binding
Source: RefSeq, a predicted model, not a curated record
UGGUAGCGCUUCCAUCGGAUAAUGUCGAGUCGUGGAUCCAUCAACUAUCAACACUAUCAACGAGGAUAAAUAAGGAUGCGGCGCCGUCUAGGAGAUUAAGGUUAGGUUUAAAUGUCGUACGCUCCCUAUUAGAGGAUUUCGCUCGUUCAAAAUGUUUAUCAAGCCGUUCAAAGUCAAGACCAAUUACCAAUUGAAGGGAUCUGAGAGGAAAAAAUUAUGCGAGGAAGUAUUGGCGGCAUAUCCGAGCUUGUCGGAUGAAGAAAUUCAAUUAUUGUUGCCCAAAAAGGAAUCCAUCAGCAUUAUGAAAAUACUAACGCACAAUGGACACAUAGGCAAGGUGUACUGCGUAGCCAAAAUACCCAUGUUCUUUCAACUAGAUUCAUACGACACUCUGUUGUUUCCUACAAUUUAUACGUUAUGGCAUCAUCCAUAUUUAUUGAACGCCUUCACUACGCACACACCAGUUGUGUCUAAAUUGGUAGGCGGAGCAGAUCUCAUGUUACCUGGAUUGAUUUUGAAGGAGCCAGUGACCUUAUAUAGUUUUGGUAAACUACCAAAGGGAACUCCAGUGUUGAUUAACACAGAGGAGAACAAGGCUGCAGUCGCUGUUGGUAUCACUGCACUUUCCAGUGAGGAUAUGUAUAUGGCAGCUAGACAUGGGAAAUGCGUGGAAGUUUUUCAUGUUAUGGGUGACAUGCUGUGUCAAUUAAGCAAACCGCCCAUGAGACCUGAUUUGGGUUCACCAAACGUUGACAGUCCUACAAAUGCAUUGGAAGAUAUUGAAUCGAUGAAUCAAGAGGCGAUCAUAGAUGAAACGGAAGUUUUGCCAGAGAAAUUAGAUGAGUUAGAUAUCGGCGAGAAUUCAAACGACGUAGUCAGAGACGAAGUUAUUUCUGAGGAACAUAUAGAAGAUGUAGAAACUGAAGAUGUACAAAUUUCAAACGUAAUUGAAUCGGAAGUACUUGAUCCAGUCCAAGAAAUGGAUGAGCUACUGGAAUAUUGUUUCUUGAAAGCAUGUAAAACGACGGUAAAAUCUAGCGAUUUGCCAAUGUUGUCAUCCAACUUCUUCAAAAAUCAUCUGUUGGCCGCAUGUCCACCAGGUAAAAACGUUGAUGUGAAAAAAUCUCGAUACAAAAAGCUAUCGGUUUUCCUAGCAGAAAUGAAAGCCAAAGGAAUAAUCAAUACAUCCAUCACAAAAGGUGUCGAAACGUUGUUGUCUAUUAAGUUUGAUCAUCCACUUGUGAAAAAAUUAGUCGUUACCGAAGAACCAAUUGCAGCUGAACCAGUAGUUUCGAACAGCGCUGUCGUGUCUGAAUGUUAUCGAGUGACCGCCGACGUCCUGCCGAUUCUAUCAAAAUUUGGCUAUGAAAAGGGUGACGUAAUGAAAAGAACGGACAUCAGAAAGUGUUUUACUGAAUACGUGAAGGCGGAAGAUCUGCAAGACGGAAAGACGUUAAAGCUGAAUCCUCAAUUAGCGGGAAUUAUGCGUACUAAGGCUCAUCAGGAGACGGUGACGAUGGAGGAUGGGAUAAAUAAGUUUAUCGGACGCAUGACACACAUGCAUGAAGUUACCCUCGCGGGAAAUACUUUGCUGCACACGGGAAAAUUAGAGCCCAUCGACAUGAGGGUGACAGUGAGAUCAGGCGGAAAAAAGGUUACAUUGGUAAAUAACCUGGAAACGUUUGGGAUCAAUCCGAAGGAAUUCAGCAAAGAGUGCCAAAGUAUUGGUGCGAGCGCGACAAUCACUGACGAUCCUGGCAAGAAGACACCUAGUGUUCUUGUUCAAGGAAAUCAAAUUUUAUACGUGUACAAAUUACUCACAGAGAAAUACCAGAUUAAAAAGAAUUAUAUAAGGGGCUUAGAAUUCGCCCCGAAAAAGAAAAAAUAGAUCUUUGUAAAAAAAAAAAAUUGAUGUUUAGUGAUUGUGAAACCAUUCUCUGUGGUUUUAACUUUUUCUCGAGAUUAUCACAAAUGAUUCCACCUAUCGACGAUUGCAAUUUUGACGGAACAGUUUUAAUCGAAAACCGAGGUAUGCUGCCAUUUUAAUUAUUAUGAAAUAUGUUUUCUAAUAGACUAAGACAAUUGGAAAAUUAAUAUUUAACUCUUACUAGAAAAAAAAAUGCGUUACGAGUAACUGUCAAAUAAAAGCAACCUAGGAAUGUACAACACAUGAAUUCUGAUUAUUAUUAUAUUUAUCCGAUCCCUCCGUAUAAUUUCUUAUUAUAUAUAAAGCAUGUAUAACAGCUAAAGAAAAGACAAAAAAAAUUUCUUUAGGCGCAAUGAAUAGGUAAUAUUCAUGCGAGAGAUGACAGCCGAUCGAAGUUUGUUAAUAUAAUUUAUUAUAUAUCGAGGUUUCAACAUGGAAAAGUACAAAUAUUGCAAUAUGGGGAGGGCCCGCGAGCUCUCCUCGGGUGGGUGGGAGGGAGGGAGGGAGGUAAGCAGGAAGGAAGAAAGGAAGGAAGGAUGGGGUUUUCGAUUGCACAGAAAGGUAGGAGGUACGACGCACGUAAAGGGGAUGUCUCUUGCAGGACACAGGAUGCUGCGUUCGGAUGAAAACCGAGAGCGAACCGCGUAUACGUGUAUAAUGUAUAUGUAUAUGUAUAUAAUCAUAUUUUUCACAUAUAUAUAUAAUAUAUAUUUAUAUAUCUUUAUAUCGCGCGCACGUUUUACUUCUGUCUUAAAUUUAUCUCUCUUUUUUUUUCUUUUCGAGACGACGGGAUACCGACGGACGUCGCGGAAAGCGGUGGAGGACGCCCGUCGGUGGUUUCUUUUCCUUUUUUUUCUUUUUUUGCACGGAUAAAAGGAAGGUUCCCUCCUCUCCACGGCCCCCGCAUAUAUUUAAUACUCGUUUUGUUCUUCAUUUUUUUUCUCUUUUUUUUUUCUUUUGUUCUACUAUACCUGCACGCACGGGCGCGUCACAGAAAACCUCACGACGCGCGCGCGCGCGUAUUUCAUGACAGUAAUUACGCUUUUUUCUUCGUUCUCUCCCUCUUUCUUUCACUACUCUCUUACUAUCAUAACCAUCCGAUUAACUUGCUGGUGUUAUCGUUACUUUGCGUUUUCCCUAAUCAUCUCGCAGACAUACGAUCGAUCGAGACAUAGCGAUCUGUCCCACAAUUUUUUUUUUAUCGAACAUACUUUGAUCCUCGUAGAUAGAUCCUGAUAGAUCGUCCUCGCGCACUACAGAUCGCGACAGAGAAAACUUGAUACGAAUUAAGAGAAACACGAUCAGUUUUCACGAAUUGUCAAUAUUAAUAUUCUUGCGACUCUGUACCUACGAUUUAUUAUAAUUACUUCAUUUUUUUUCCCGUCGUUCUCAAAUCGUCAAUUCCUACGACAAUGUGACGCAAUCUCUUCAAUUCGUACCACCAGGAUCUAACCAAUUAAAUCAAUUGCUAAGGACCUGGGCAGAAUAAUAAUCGUAAUCGUAAAUCCAACGCAUAAAAAAUUGACGUUAAUCGUCGAUCGUACCAUACGAAACAACUGACAUUUGCGUUAAUCGUUUGUGCGUUUAACUUACGACUGCGACUACGAUUCUAUUACGGCCAUCCUUCUGCUCAGGCCCUACGGCAUCGAUACGAUCGACGUCAAUCGUUUGUGCGUUGAACUUACGACUACGACUAUGACUCUAUUACGGCCAUCUUUCUGUGCUCAGGCCCUGAUUCUCCACUUCGUUCCCAAAGGAUCUGAUUAUUAGAUCAAUUACACUUUACUACCUGUCGUUAGCCGUCAUUAGUCGCUUCGGUGCUUCGAUAAUAAUCGCCUAAAAGUCUAAAACUCAUGCGCAUCUAAAGCUUUUGCCGCGUUGUAUCGGAUUAUAAUCAUCAGUCUUCUUUCGUCAAAACACCGAGCGACUUGAACCAGCCAACUGCUCUCUUCCGCGCGAUUCUUAUUCCGAUCAGCAAGAUUCGGAUACAAGAAAUCGCGACGGAAAGCUUCCCCCCCCCCUCUCCCUUCAUCUCUGUAUCACAAAUCCGAUCGCUACGGCUCGAUCAUCGUCGAUUUGUCAACGAUCUACGUCCGCGAAGAAAAUCCUCGCACUCGCCCUUUUUCUCCCUCAUGCACUUCUCCACGUUUUCUCACUCUUUCUCUUUCUCUCUUUUUUUUUUUCUUUUAAUUUCAUACCGCAUCUUCGCACUGGAGCAUAUGAA